AUGGACCCCCACUCCCUGGACGAGCUGCAGAGCCUGGGUCGAAGCGUAGCUUUCAAGUCUUGGGCCAACCCCGAAAUCAUGGGCUGCACCAUGGUGGCGGCUGUGGUGCGGCCUGACGCUAUCUUCGUGGCAAAUGCUGGAGAUAGCCGAGCUGUACUCUGCAGACGAGGAAAGGCAAUAGACAUGUCAGAAGACCACAAGCCCAACAGUCCCGCGGAGCUGUCGCGAGUGCUGCGGGCUGGGGGCACAGUGAUGCAGCAACACGUGGGCAACCACGUGCACUACAGAAUCAAUGGCAAUUUGAAUCUCUCCCGCUCCAUCGGCGAUUUACUGUACAAGCAGAACGCCUCCUUGUCCGCAGAGGAGCAAGUUAUCACUUGCCAUCCAGAUGUCCGAUGCUUCAACCGCCAGGCGGAUGACGAGUUUAUGAUCCUGGCUUGCGACGGUGUGUGGGACGUCCUCAGCAGCCAGGAGGCAGUGGACUUUGUCCGCAUGCGCCUGGGCAGCUUCGCAGACCUUGCCUUCCGGUUGCAGGAGGGGCGGUUGCGUCUCUCUUCCAUUCUCGAGGAGAUGCUGGAUGCGUGCAUCUCCCCGGACCUGGCGCAGACCAUGGGCAUUGGAGGCGACAAUAUGACAGCCCUGCUGGUGGUCUUUUCCGAGGGUCAUGGAUGUGCCCAUACCGGUGACAAGGAAGGAGGUGGCCGGAGGAAGUGUCUUGACGACGCUGCCUUUGUCACGUGGUUUCAGACCUGGGGCGAGUUUCAGGACUCCCAGGACUCCGAGCAAGAUGGAAGUCGCGUGCUCGAGUCCUGCGGAGCCUUUCCGAGCACCGCUUCCCAGUGCAAAGCCCAGCGGCCAGAGAAUGUAGCUGGCGCCAUGACUUUUGAAGACAUCGAAGUGCCGCAGUUCUCGGAACAGAAGCCUAUCGUUGUGGAUGCUGCAGUGCCGGCAACUCAGACGUUGGAUUCACCGCUCGCGGCCGACGGGAGGCAGGUGCCGGUUACCGGAGGGCACAUUGUAAGGAUGCUUCGUCAGUGCUUCGACGAGAAUCGAUACAUGUUCGCCACACUGCUUGAGAGGCAGCGGGCCUUCAACAAGCAGCGAGCGCUGAGCCGCAAGGCUUCCCGGCCACCGCAAGCUCAGGGCGGUGAGCAUGCGCGCUCCACGACAGAGCCCAGCUGGGAAGUCCAGCAGACGGUGCCUGCGCCAGAGGAGACGGUGCCAGACCUGAAGAAGCAAGACUUCAAGAAACAUCAGGAAGUUUGCGAGGAGGCCCCCGACGAUUCAUGGAGCCAGAAGCCGCAAGGCAGGACCAUGCCGGGGGGAUACUACGUGCGGAGCCUGGAGGAAGUCCACUCGAGCACCAUGCGUGCCCUGAACGUUCGCCUCACCAAGCCCUACCAGCGCCCAGCGCAUGGAGCAGAUGAGGAUGAUGACCUUCCACCGCUUGAGCCUGAAGAGAUGGGGGAGGUGAAGGCGCCGAGCCCAGGGCGCGCGGUGCGUGAGGCGGCGAAGCGCGCGCAGGCGGCCGUGCGUGAUGCACAGAAACAGCGACGGCAGGACGAAGAGGAAGAGCGCCGGCGCGAGGCCGAGCGCCGCCUGGAGCGGCGACGGUUGGAGCUGAAGAUUCGCAAACUUAAAGAGGAGCAAGAGGCGCAGGAGCAAGCUCGGCAGAAGGAAAAAGAGGUGCAGCGGCAGCUCGAAGAGCAGGAGGCAAGUGAGCGCUCUGCUCUCAGAGGUAGCGAGCCCAGCGAGACAGGAAGGGAGGAAGCUCAGAAGGAACUUCGGCGCCAACGCCGCGCACAGCGCGACGCCGAGGAGGAUGCCAAGCUCCGCGAGGCGCGGCGGCGCCGCCGCGCCGAGGAGGAGGCAGCCAAGAAGGAGCAUGAGGAGGCCCAGCGAGCGGUUGAGGAGGACAAGAGGAAGAAGGAGAAAGAGCGCAAAGACCGUGAGAAGCGCGAGCGCAAGGAGAGGGAGAAGGCCGAGGCAGCAGCACAGGCUCAGCGACGACAAGAGGAAGAAGCGAAGCGCGCAGCUGACGAGAGACGGCGCCAGGAAGAAGCUGCACGUCGAGAAGCCGAGGAGGCAGCUGCACGUCAGAAAGAAACCGCAGAGGAGGCUCUUCGCCGUCAAGAGAUGGAGAACGAAGAGCGGAGGCGGCGAGCAGAGCAAAGGAGGAAAGAGAUCAAGGAGAAAGCAGAACGGGCCAAGAAGGCAGCAGCUGCCGGGCUGCCCCCCUCCGCAGCGGCGGCGCUUGCGGCAGAGGCGGUCGCCAGGGAGGCAAAGCCCCCCACGUCGCACGUCACGGUGGCCGUGCUUGGCCACCAGGGUGCCGGGAAGUCUAUGCUGGUGGGUGCCCUUCUCCUUGCCACGGGUGGGAUUAGCGAGCGUGACCUCGCAAAGCGCCGGAAGGAGGCGGAGCGGCUCAAAGAUGAGUCGCAACGUGAGGAUGGCUUGCGCACGCCCAAGGGUGCCGAGCUGGCCUUGCUCGAUGUGCCAGGAGGCCGUCGCUCUUUGCCACAGGCCGUCGCUGCAUCUGCCGAGGCAGACGUGGCCAUGCUCGUGAUUUCUGCAAAGGGUCGUGAGCUGGAAGCGGCUCUGAAGGAGGCAGGAGGUGGUCCUUCAACGCUGGUGGAGCAGCUGAGGGCUGCGAGGGGCCUCGGCACUGCUGCCAAGGAGGGACGCCUGGUUGUCGCAGUAACGAAGAUGGAAGAAGUCAGCUGGGCAGAGGAUCGGUUCGACGAAGUCAUUUCUACCUUGACCCCAGUUCUGACGAAUGCAGGUUUCAGCCAGGCCGCGACGGUCUUCGUUCCUGUGGACGGCCUUACAAACCAAGUGGAUGCCAAGAAGGCCCUUGUUUUCCUGGACAAUCGUGAACAAGCACUAGCGAUCGACCGCAGCACGCCGGCUCGAUCGCUUUUUCUGUUUCCCCUCGUCCUUUCGCCUCGCCGUGUUCUGGUCAUGUCGACUGGUUCCGCCGCCUCGCCUUCCGCCGCCGCUGCUCGGGCGGCCACUACGGCUGCCGAGGCUGAGGUGCUCGACUGGGCGCCGCCGUUGCCUGCGGACGUCCAGUCGGGCGACGAGGAGGAAGAGAUCAUUACCGGCUUCAUCUCGCCCGCCCCGGGCAUUUCUUCCGCCUCUGGCGGCACACAUGCUGCCACGCAGACUGAGGCGCAUGUCUUCAUUUCGACCUUUGCGGCAGGGGCGUCGGACGGUGAGCUCGCCGCAGCUGUGGGCGCCUUGUCCGCAGUCGACUUGGCUCGCCUUAUGGCGGCUUGCACGGCGGCCCAGCCCACGGCUGGUCCCUCGACGCCGGCUAUUUCGUCUCCGUCCUCUUCGUCCGGGAUUACCCCACCGACGGGCACGACAUUGCCGGCUACGCCUCCGCCCUUGACGGCCCUCUCGGCAUCUUCGACCGCCCCGCCGGACGCAGGGCCCGCGGAGGCUUGGCUCGCCCCGCCUGGGGCUCAGUCGUCGGUGGUGCCCGGCCCGUCCGCCGCGGAGGCCCGGCAGUACUGGACCGACCAAGAGGCGAUGCACCAGGUCGCGGAGCCGGCGACGGCAGCCAACAUCGCCGUGCCGGAGGAUGACGACGCCGACCUGGAGGGCGAGUCCGGGCUGGACGCCUACCUCGCCGGCCUAUCGGGCGCUGUGCCCAAGGCCCCGCCAGACACGACUGUGCCUUUGCCGUUUGAGGCGUUGUGCCCUGCGGGCGCCUACGUGCGGCCCAAGCGGGGGCUGGCACCUCCGCCUCCCCCGCCGCCUUCUUCGUCGGCUACCACCUCUGCCGCGUCCGUGGGCGAGAAGACCGUGCCGGUGGUCGCCAAGCCGGUGAAGAAGCCGCCUCCGCCUGAGCUGGCCGGGCAGGCUAUCGCCCCCAUCGUCAAGCCCUUCGUCAAGGCGCCACCCCCCCCUCUGGUGGUGGAGCCGGCCACGGGGGCGGGAGCCCAAGGGGCAGGCACACGCCAGCCGUCGGGCAUGUUUGGUUCGGCGGCGCCUUCGUCGGGGCCUCCGCCAGUGAAGAAGGAGAACGCCCUCCGGGCGCUUGCUGGUAUGGGGCCGCUGAGCUUCGACGUCACGUAUGACGAGAUGCUCCAGCUCCGCAUCCAGCGCGAGAUGCGGGAGAUGACGUCGCCGCCGCCCCCGGCCAAGCCGGCUGGGCAUACGGAACCGGAGGUGAUCGUCCCGCAGAGCCGCCUCAUCUUCGACUACGCCGCCGACCUCGCCCUCGCCCUUUCCGCCUCCGGUGGCAUCCUCGUCUGGAGCGUCCUCCGCCUGUGCGGGCGUGCCGCCCAGUGGGAGCGGUGGGAGCGCUAUCGGCAGGCCAAGCAUCGCCCUGGGGCGGACUUCUUCGACUCCGAGAUGCCCUUCGGCCUCGACGGGGCGGCUGCUGAUACUUGGGAUCGGGCGGAGUCCCUGGAGCGCAGCGUCGCCGACGGCAGCUAUGUGCUCCCGCCCAACUCGACGGUGGCGGGCAUCUUCCUCCGGAGCUUGCCACCGAACGUCCAGGGCGGCAAGCUGCCCCGUGAGCCGCCGUCCGAUGGCACCUACUUUAUAGGGUGGUGCUUCGCCAAAUGCCCUGGCCCAUGGUGGCGGCCGGCAUCGGCCUGUCGGUGCCCCUACGCCGGGCGCUGCCUCCGCCCUAUUAGCUACCCGCCGGUGACGGGGCGGGUGCAUUCAUCAAUGCGCCAGGUGCGCCCCGGACUCUCCGGGCGAGCGGGACCGCUGACUUCGUCACGGCGGGGCUCUCUUUUCUUCGGGCGCGGCUACAUCGACCUCGCCGGCAUCUACAUCUUUGCCGUCGCGGCCGUCUCACUCUUUGGGGGCGUCCGCCCGUUUUGCAUCUCACCGCCUUCGCGGGCGCGGUCAAAAGUUCGGCCUGUGCUUUUGUGCUCUCCCCUCCCCCUCCCUUCCCUUAAGCUUGGCUCGACUGCUCAAGCCCCUCGCAGGGCCUGGCUCGAGGUUACUUUGGCUCAGUUGUCUAAGGUGAGACUCGACAUGGCGGAACCGCCUCGGGGCUCGUUCGCCGAGCUGGUCGCCCUGGCGCAACGGGCGGGCCAGACCGACCACUUGCCGGCUGUGCGGGCGGCGGGUGUGAGGUGCAUCCCCGACCUUUUCUCUCGCAUCGACGCCUUGGCAGCCGCGGGCGUCCCGCCGGCGGCCAUUGAGGCGCUGCUGGCCGCCCCGCCGCCGCCAGCUGUGGUCACCGACUUGGCCCUGGUGUCGUCGGCCCAGGAUCCGGGAAGGCCUGACGUCCCUCGCCGGAGGGUGCCCUUGCGGGCGAACCUGCGGGCGGCCCUGGAUGCCCUGCUGCCGGCGAACCGCAAGCGUUCCGUCGAGGAGCUUCGCGACGGCUACCUGGCAGAGACCUCGAAAGGGCCCUACGCGUCCCGGCUUAAAACGUGGAUGGCCCUGUCAUACCAGGGCAAGGUCGAUCCUUGGCCGGUGUCCGCCGACACCAUUGAGGCCCUGGGGGCGGCCUUCAAGAAAGGGGGCUACCGCAGUGCCAAGGAGUACUUCUUGGCCGCCUUCCGCCACCAGGAGCACGACCUUGGGCUGGAGGUCUCACCCGUCCUACGCCGCUUGGCCAAUAGGGCGGUGAAGUCCAUCGUGCGCGGCCUCCCGGGGACUCGUCUCAAGGAGGCCUUCCCCCUCGCCGACCUGGGCGCCCUCGUGACCUAUCGGUGCGACCUCGCCUUCGACCCGGCCGCCGUCCCCCACGCCACCGACGUCCUGGUCUUGGCCACUUGGUUCAUGCUCCGGGAGAUCGAAAUCGCCGGGGCACUCGUCGGCGAUGUGGUGCUCACCAAGCACGUGGUGACGCUGGAGCUACCGCUCCACAAGACCGCCCAGGGCGGCGAGCGGGUCAUGACUCGGCGCUCGUUGCGCUGCGCCUGCGGCGUGGCCACGCACCCCCUGUGUCCGGUCCACGCCAUGUUCCGACACUUCGCGCGCCUCCAGAAGGCUGGGCGCCUUCGCUCGUCGGCGCCUCUCUUCCCGGGCGCCUCGGGAGGCACCAGGUCCAAGCCGGAGUCCCUCUCGUUCCUCGCCUUGGUGUUGGGGGCGGCCGGCCUCGAGGUUAGCUGGAAGGACCCGGCUGGGGUACAACGGCCGGUCUUCGGCGGCCACGCCUGCCGCGUCGCCGGGGCGACCUUCCUGGCCGCCCGGGGCGUGCCUCUGGCGGUGAUCCAGCUUCUGGGGCGAUGGUCGUCCCGCGCGAUCGAAAGGUACACCCAGGCUGCGCCGUUGACAUUGGAGGCAGACGGCGCGGACACGGCGGACCCCGCGGCAGGGGAGCCAGCCCAGCAGGCGGCCUUGCCCGCCAUCCAGUUCGUUCCCGCCCUUGCGCCGGGGGCGGCGGUCCCGGAUGCCGACCGGGAAGACGCCCACCUGAUUUACCUGGAGAAGACGAAGAGGGUCCAUCGGCCCGACCCCACGGAGCAGAACUCCGGUGACCCAGGGGUUCAGCACGUCGACUCGGACUCCUCCUCGGAGGCGGUGGGCGAGCUCUCGUCCUCUGCGGGUCGUCACGCCAUGGCGGUCCCUCCUUUGCUGCUGGCCCAGCUUGUUCAGGUGCACGCGUUCUUCGUCGACGCCAACGCCUUCGCGGGCGAUAUCUCCAACGCCGACUGGGGACACGGGCGCACAGCUUGGGAGCACUUGCUCGCCGUGGCUCGCCCAUCCCGGACCCUCCGGUGGUAUCUACGGGCCCGCCGGAUCACGGGCGUGCCUGAACUCGGCUGUUCCGCCCCUAAUCUGGGCGUGUGGAGGCGCGAGUUCGUCGACCCCUACCUGGAGGGCUGGCGCCGCCCUCACUCGGCGGACGUCAUCCGGUGCUCGCCGACCGACGUGCCGGGCGACACCCAGGCUUUGCAUCUGAUGUUCCGCCUGGCUCGUCGCCACGCCGACUGGCUGCAAGAAGAUACCGCCCGCCGGGCGGGUUCCAUCGACGACCGCUUCGGCAUGGACCCGCCGCUGGUGAUCUUCUGCCCAGCCUGGGCGCCGCGCCCGGCGGACACGGGCGACUCGGAUGAGGCGCCUGAGGACGGGCCUCCGGACUAUUUGGGCCCACGUCCGGGCGACCUUGAGGGCCUUGACCCGCGCUUGGUCCGCCCAUGGACUUUGGCGCCACGGCAGCCCCUCGUCCCUUCGGGGCGAUCCGCCCCUGGCACCUGGGCGCGACAGCCGUGGUACUUGGUGCGGAUGGGGCCUUGGCAUCGACAGGUGCACCGCCUCGACGUCCCCGGCCGUCGCCCUAGGGCGGUCUGCGGCCGCACCAUUGAGCCGGAGAGGGCGGCUGUUCUUGUUUGGGCCCCGCCUCGGGCAGAGCCCGGAGGGAAUCGGUACCUCUGGUGCCGCCUAUGCUGGGGCGACGGCGUCCCGCUCUCAAGGAGCGAUUGUGAGCAGCACCCGGACGAAGAGUCCGAGCUCGAGUGA
Molecule: messenger RNA, 7437 nt
Organism: Symbiodinium sp. CCMP2592
Lineage: Eukaryota; Dinophyceae; Suessiales; Symbiodiniaceae
Source: the annotation of a GenBank genome assembly